Camelina sativa (false flax) is the source of this 1501-nucleotide messenger RNA. RefSeq names its product putative choline kinase 2. The record is from RefSeq and is a predicted model, not a curated record. NCBI's taxonomy places the organism in Eukaryota, Viridiplantae, Streptophyta, Magnoliopsida, Brassicales, Brassicaceae. Gene Ontology annotation, cellular component: cytoplasm. Gene Ontology annotation, biological process: phosphatidylethanolamine biosynthetic process; phosphatidylcholine biosynthetic process. Gene Ontology annotation, molecular function: ethanolamine kinase activity; choline kinase activity.
UCUUGUUUUGAUCCUAUCCUCUGUUUCUUCUUCCUCGAUCUGCGCAACAUUAACAUUCUCACUCUCUCUCUCAAACUCCGUGAACCGUGAUCAUCUCUCUCAAUUUGCCCCUCUUCUUCAUUCCCCUCUCAGACCAAUCGUGCUCGCUCUCGUAUCCAUCGUCUUUAAUAAAAACUGUAAACUAAACUACCUGUGUGUGGGAAUCAAAUGACGAUGGGUGCUGCUGAAAAGAGCGUUGAGAAUAAAGAUUAUCGUCUGCCUCGUGAAGUCAAGGAAGCUUUACAAGCAAUAGCAUCAGAGUGGGAAGAUGUGAUUGAUUCAAAGGCUCUCCAAGUUAUUCCUUUGAAAGGUGCUAUGACCAAUGAGGUGUUUCAGAUCAAAUGGCCAACUAGGGAAAAAGGUCCUUCGCGUAAGGUUGUGGUUAGGAUUUAUGGCGAAGGUGUUGAGAUCUUCUUUGACCGAGAGGAUGAGAUCAGGACGUUUGAGUUCAUGUCAAAGCAUGGUCAUGGUCCAUUGUUGUUAGGACGGUUUGGCAAUGGCCGUAUCGAAGAGUUCCUCCAUGCACGGACCCUAUCUGCUGCUGACUUGCGUGAUCCGGCAAUAUCUGAUCGAAUAGCAACUAGAAUGAAGGAGUUUCACUGUCUUGAAAUGCCUGGUGUGAAGAAGGCUUUGCUUUGGGACAGAUUACGAAAUUGGCUUACUGCAUGCAAGAGACUGGCUUCACCAGAAGAAGCUAAGUCCUUUCGUCUCGAUGUUAUGGAGACGGAAAUUAAUUUGCUUGAGAAAUCUCUCUUUAACAAUGAUGAAAAUAUUGGAUUUUGCCACAAUGAUUUACAGUAUGGAAACAUAAUGAUGGAUGAAGAGACCAAAGCAAUAACCAUCAUUGAUUAUGAAUAUUCAUGCUACAAUCCUGUGGCUUUUGACAUUGCCAACCACUUCUGCGAGAUGGCUGCUGAUUACCACACUGAAACACCUCACAUCAUGGAUUAUAGUAAAUACCCUGGCGUGGGGGAGCGUCAACGAUUUCUGAAAACAUAUAUGAGUUAUUCAGGUGAAGAGCCCAGCGAUACUAUGGUCAAAAAACUCCUCGAAGAUGUUGAGAGAUAUACACUUGCUAGUCAUCUCACUUGGGGUUUAUGGGGAAUUAUAUCGGAACAUGUGAAUGAAAUCGACUUCGACUACAUGGAGUACGCAAGACAAAGGUUUGCGCAGUAUUGGUUAACAAAGCCAGGGCUCCUUGAGGCUUCCAAACACAAGUAAAUCUCUAUGGACGAUCCAACCGAAGAAAAGUAUUUUUACGGUGGUAAAGAUGUAUAUACGCACAAAAAGUGCUGCAUACAAUGAUAUUUUUACCAACUCCGAAAUAAAGAAAAUGUAACGUUUUCUGUUUUACCUCUUUACAAGGCAAAAUGUAACGGUGAGUAGUUUAUAAUCAACAGUUGAAUUUGUUUCAGAUGAAAUGUAGUUCUCACAAAUUAAAUCAACUUUUUUUUUCCCGUCU